AUGCACUGGCUCCCAGCAGGCCACGACAUCAACGGCGCCCUGGAGCCCUCCAACAUAGACACCAGCAUCCUGGAGGAGUACAUCAGCAAGGAGGACGCCUCUGACCUCUGCUUCCCUGACAUCUCUGCUCCAGCCAGUGCGGCCUCCUACCCCCACGGGCAGCCAGCGAUCCCCGGCUCCAGCGGGGUCCACCACCUGAGCCCCCCCGGGGGCGGACCCUCCCCGGGUCGCCAUGGCCCCCUCCCACCCCCGAACUACAGUGCCCCGCUCAACUGCAACAACAACAACGGCAUGGGUGCUGCUCCCAAGCCCUUCCUGGGGGGCUCUGGGCCCCCCAUCAAGGCAGAGCCCAAGGCUCCCUAUGCCCCCGGCACGCUGCCAGACUCCCCCCCAGACUCUGGCUCCGAGGCCUACUCCCCCCAGCAGGUGAAUGACCCCCAUCUCCUGCGCACCCUAACCCCUGAGAGCCUGUGCCAUGUGGGGGUGCCCUCACGCCCGGAGCACCCCCCACCGCCGCCCCCGCCGCCCCCGCCUCACUACCCCGUCCUGCAGCGGGAUCUGUACAUGAAGGCUGAGCCUCCGAUGCCCCCCUACGCUGCCAUGGGGCAGGGGCUGGUGCCCACCGAUCUCCACCAUACCCAGCAGUCCCAGAUGCUGCACCAGCUGCUGCAGCAACACGGAGCCGGAGCCGAGCUCCCCACACACCCCUCCAAGAAGAGGAAGCACUCCGAAUCACCCCCCAACACCCUCAAUGCCCAGAUGCUGAAUGGAAUGAUCAAACAGGAGCCCGGGACCGUGACAUCCCUGCCACCGCACCCAGCUCGAGCCCCAUCCCCACCCUGGCCUCCCCAGGGCCCGCUCUCACCUGGCCCUGGCUCCUUGCCCCUCAGCAUCGCCAGGGUCCAGACGCCACCUUGGCACCCACCAGGUGCACCCUCACCAGGUCUCCUUCAGGACAAUGAUAGCCUCAGUGGCUCCUACCUGGACCCCAACUACCAGUCCAUCAAGUGGCAACCACAUCAGCAGAACAAGUGGGCGACACUGUACGAUGCUAACUACAAAGAGCUGCCCAUGCUCACCUACCGCGUGGACGCCGACAAGGGUUUCAACUUUUCGGUGGGCGACGACGCCUUCGUGUGCCAGAAGAAGAACCACUUCCAGGUGACGGUGUACGUCGGCAUGCUGGGCGAGCCCAAGUACGUCAAGACGCCCGAGGGCCUCAAGCCCCUUGACUGCUUCUAUCUGAAGCUGCAUGGAGUGAAGCUGGAGGCCCUCAACCAGUCCAUCAACAUCGAGCAGUCGCAGUCGGACCGAAGCAAGCGGCCCUUCAACCCUGUCACGGUCAGCCUGCCCCCUGAGCAGGUCACGAAGGUGACUGUGGGGAGGCUGCACUUCAGCGAGACCACCGCCAACAACAUGCGCAAGAAGGGCAAGCCCAACCCUGACCAGAGGUACUUCAUGCUGGUGGUGGCCCUCCAGGCCCACGCACAGAACCAGAACUACACGCUGGCCGCCCAGAUCUCAGAACGCAUCAUCGUGCGGGCCUCCAAUCCGGGCCAGUUUGAGAGUGACAGCGAUGUGCUGUGGCAGCGGGCGCAGGUGCCCGACACCGUCUUCCACCAUGGCCGUGUGGGCAUCAACACAGACCGGCCCGAUGAGGCGCUGGUGGUGCACGGCAACGUCAAGGUCAUGGGCUCGCUCAUGCACCCCUCGGAUCUGCGGGCCAAGGAGCACUUGCAGGAGGUGGACACCACCGAGCAGCUGAAGAGGAUUUCGCGCAUGCGGCUGGUCCACUACAGAUACAAGCCAGAGUUUGCCGCCACUGCUGGCAUCGAGGCCGCGGCGCCAGAAACGGGUGUCAUCGCUCAGGAGGUGAAGGAGAUCCUGCCUGAGGCCGUGAAGGACACUGGAGACGUGGUCUUUGCCAAUGGGAAAACCAUAGAGAACUUCCUGGUGGUGAACAAGGAGCGCAUCUUCAUGGAGAACGUGGGUGCUGUGAAGGAGCUGUGCAAGCUGACGGACAACCUGGAGACGCGCAUUGAUGAGCUGGAGCGCUGGAGCCACAAGCUGGCCAAGCUGCGGCGCCUCGACAGCCUCAAGUCCACCGGCAGCUCGGGCGCCUUCAGCCACGCAGGGAGCCAGUUCAGCCGGGCAGGCAGCGUCCCCCACAAGAAGAGGCCCCCCAAGGUGGCCAGCAAGUCAUCGUCUGUGGUCCCAGACCAGGCCUGCAUCAGCCAGCGCUUCCUGCAGGGAACCAUCAUCGCCCUGGUGGUGGUCAUGGCCUUCAGCGUGGUGUCCAUGUCUACACUGUAUGUGCUGAGCCUGCGCGCCGAGGAGGACCUGGUGGAAACUGAUGGCAGGUCCAGCCAGAGCUUUGGGACCACUCAGCUCCGACAGUCCCCUGUGACCACUGGGCGGCCGGGCACGCAGCCCUCUCUGCUGCUGGUUACCACUGGCCCGACCAGCUCGGCCCCAGCUCCAGCCCUCCGCACCUUGGACCUGUGCUCCAGCCGCCCCUGCCCAGUCGUCUGCUGCUCCUCGCCCAGCCCCAGCCCCACCCCUGACCCUAGCCUUGGCCCCAGCUUUAAUCCUGGCCGUGGUCUCAGCCCCGGUCCCGGCCCCUCCACCAACCGCUCAGGCCCCAGCCAGAUGGCCCUGCUGCCAGCCACCAACAUCAGAGCCAAGUCCUGGGGCCUGUCAGCCAAUGGCAUUGGCUACUUCAAGCAUCCAAAGAACUCGGACCCUGUGGCCAGCCCUGCGGUGCCCUUUCCUGGAGGCCUGGGCAAAGCCAAGAACAGCCCAAGCCUUGGUCUCCAUGUCCGGGGCCGCCGAGGGGCCCCUCAGCUUGGCCUGAGCUCUGCUCAGCCCACCCAGACCUGGAGCCAGCCAGACCCAGUGCCGUCCCUGACCUCCAUCCAGGUGCUGGAGAAUUCGAUGCCCAUCACGUCCCAGUACUGCUCCUCAGAGGAUGCCUGCAGGCCUGGAAACUUCACCUACCACAUCCCCAUCAGCAGCAGCACGCCGCUGCACCUCCGCCUGACCCUGCAGAUGAACUCCUCGGCCCCCGUGUCCGUGGUGCUGUGCAGCCUGAUGUCAAAGGAGGAGCCGUGUGAGGAGGGGGGCUUUCCACAGAGCCUCCAUGCCCACCAGGACACCCAGGGCACCUCCCACCAGUGGCCAGUAACCAUCCUGUCCUUCCGCAGAUUCACCUAUCACUUCCGGGUGGCAUUGCUGGGUCGGGCCAGCUGCAGCCCGGAGGCCCCGGCCUGGCCGGCCGCAGACUACUACUUCUGCUUCUACCGCCUGUGUGACUGA
Molecule: messenger RNA, 3315 nt
Organism: Lipotes vexillifer (Yangtze River dolphin)
Lineage: Eukaryota; Metazoa; Chordata; Mammalia; Artiodactyla; Lipotidae
Gene: MYRF
Product: myelin regulatory factor
Exons: 26
Coding region: 1-3315 (1104 amino acids)
Biological process (GO): protein autoprocessing; central nervous system myelin maintenance; positive regulation of DNA-templated transcription
Cellular component (GO): nucleus; endoplasmic reticulum membrane
Molecular function (GO): sequence-specific DNA binding; DNA-binding transcription factor activity
Source: RefSeq, a predicted model, not a curated record